UCCGAAGGGUUCUGGGAAUUGUAGUUCGCGGGUCCCCCUGCGCCGGCGCAGUACCAGGCGCUUGGGGCGUUCAGCCCAUCUUUUUCUUGUUUCUUUUCUUUUUUUGUGCAGUGACUCCGGGGCAGCAGUCUUUCAGAGAUCAUGGGCAGAAGCUCAACCAUCACACCUCAGAUUCUUCAAGACUCUGGGAGGCAGCUCCUCUGGACCUUGUGAUUUGAACUGAUCAAAGAUUCUGGCUUUUUCCAAGAAGGGAGAACUGAAGGAAAGGAGAAGAUGACUUCUGGGUUCCUGGCAGCCUGGACUCAGAAAUCACUGACGUUCCAGGAUGUUGCUGUGGAGUUCACUCAGGAGGAAUGGGGGCUGUUGGAGCCAGCUCAGAAGGACCUGUUCAGGGAAGUGAUGCUGGAGAACUAUGAGAACUUUGUGUCCCUGGGGCUUCCUGUUUCCAAGCCAGCUGUGACCUCUUACCUAGAGAGAAGGGAAACUUUCAGGCUUCCAGAGGGAGGAGUCCCAAGAGGCACUUACCUAGAUUUUCUUCAUGAAUAUAAUAUAUUUGGACGAAAAUAUAGUCUGGGGACUAUCCUCAUCCCAUGGCAGAGAAUUCCUAUAGGAAAAUAUCUCCAUAACUACGAUACACUUGGAAAGAGCUUCAAACAUUUUUCAGAUCUCAUUGAACAUAAUAGAAUUUCUAUAGGGGAAAAUAUUUGUACUUAUAAUAAAUGCAAGAAGCCCUUCACUUACCACUCAAAUGGCAUUCAUUACAAUGAAAUAUUUAAUCAAGAAAAACAUCCUAAAUUUGAUGAAUUUGGUGAAGCCUUCAGCAUCAAUUCAUGUCUUCUGGUACAUCAAAGAAUUCAUACUCCAUUGAAGCCAUUUGAAUAUAAUGAAUGUGAGAAAGCCUUUAGCCCAAAAGGAAAUCUCUUUUCACAUAAGAGAAUUCACAGUGGAGAAAAACCCUAUAAAUACAAUGGAUAUGGAAAAGUCUUCAGCCACAGUCAAAAGCUAUCUCCACAUCAAAGAAUCCAUACUGAAGAAAAGUAUCAUAAUUUUAAUGAGUGUGAGAAAAUUUUCAUGCAGAGUUCAUCCCUUAUGCAGCAUCAAACAAUUUAUACUGAAGGGAAGCCCUAUACAUGUAAUCAAUGUGGGAAAAUCUUUAGCAGUAAUAACUUUUUAAUUCAACAUCAAAGAAUCCAUACUGAAGAAAAGCCCUAUAAAUGUAAUGAAUGUGGGAAAGCCUUCAUGGAUAAUCAAAACCUAUCACAACAUCAAAGAACCCAUACUGGAGAGAAACCCUAUAAAUGUAAUGAGUGUGGAAAGGUCUUUAUUAAUAAUCGAAACCUAUCACGACAUCAGAGAAUACAUAGUGGAGAGAAGCCCUAUAAAUGUAAUGAGUGUGGGAAAGCCUUCUGUACCACUUCUCGUCUUGACGUACAUAAGGUAAUUCACCCUGGAGAAAGACUCUUUGAAUGUAAUGAAUGUGGGAAAGGCUUCAGGUUUAGGUCUGCCUUUAUGAAACAUCUGAGAAGUCAUACUGGAGAGAAACCCUAUGAAUGUAAUGAAUGUGGGAAAGCUUUUAGCUGGAAGGGAAACCUUAAUACACAUAAGAGAAUUCAUACUGGGGAAAAACCAUAUUUAUGUAAUGAAUGUGGGAAAGCCUUUAGCAAUAAUGAAAGCCUAACACGACAUCAAAGAAUCCAUACUGGAGAAAGACCCUACAAAUGUAAUGAAUGUGGGAAAAGCUUCAGGCAAAGUUCAUCUCUUAUGCAGCAUCAUAGAAUUCAUACUGGAGAGAAACCUUACAAGUGUAAUGAAUGUGGGAAAGCUUUCAAUAAUAGUCAAAACCUAACAAGACAUCAAAGAAUCCAUACUGGAGAGAGACCCUUUGAAUGUAAUGAAUGUGGGGAAGGCUUCAGAUUCAGCUCAAGUCUUAUGAAACAUAAGAGUAGUCAUAUUGGAGACAAACCUUAUAAUAAUAAUGAAUGUGGGAUAAAUUUCAGCCAGAAGGGAAACUUUAAUACACUUGAGAAUUCAUAUAGGUGACAUUCCCUACCCCCCAGCUCUUUGAAUCUAAUGAAUGUGGGAAACCUUUAAUCAGAAAGGAAACCUUAAGAAAACUAACACUAAAACUAAUACUAAUAUUAAGGAAAAACCUUUUUAGUGUAAUGAGUGUCAAAAAGCUUUCAAAUGGUAUGGAAACAUAGUCCUCCUGCCUAGACAUAGACAAUAGGAGCUAGAAACCUGUUGAAUGUAAGGAAUGUGAGAAAAGUUUCAUGAGGAAGCCACACUUGCUGCACAUUAAAGCUUUCAUCCUGAUUACAAAGACAUUCAGGGUAAUGAAUGGGGGAAGACUUUCAGAGUAGAGACCUGGAGGACAGUAAGAAACUACUGGAGAGGGAAAUUUUUUUUAAUGUAAUGAAUGUGUGGAAAUACUCAGGCUGGGUCAGGUUUUUGCUACAUAUAAGGGAAUUAUUACUGUAUAGAACUUCAUAUAAUGUAUGUGGGGAAAGUUUAAGCUAGUGGGAACACCUUUCAGAUAAUUAGUACUCAUGAGAAUCUUCAUGAAUAUAGUUUAAAGCUUAUGGGAGAUUUCAUUACCUGUGUAGAUGUACUCAUAUAGGAAAAGUUUCAGAAAAUUGUGUAGUCACAGAAUUUCAGAGUGGGAAGGGGCUGCAGAGAUCAUCUAGUCCAGCCUUUAUCUGUGAAAGAAUCUGUAUACACAAUCAAGUAAGUCAUUAUCCAGCUUUUGUUUUAAGACCUUGAACAAAGGUGAAACUACUAUCUCCUGAGGAAACCAGUGCCACUUUUGGAUAAUGUUAAUCAUGAGGAAAUUUGUCUUUAUGUUAAACCUCUUUAAUCGCCACCCCAUUUCUCCUAGUUUUACCCAUUAGAGCCAAGCUGAACAAGCAUAAUCCCCAUUUCCCUUUGACAGCCUAUAAAAUGUUUGAAGUGGACUUUUAUGACCUCACUGGGUCUUCUCUUCUUCCAUGGUUCAUAUACCCAUUUCCUUCAACUCAUCCUCAUAUGAACUGAACUAGUUGCUCAUCACUAUGCUGGUUGCUCUCCUCUGUGUCAUUCCUAAGAUGAAGUGCCCAGAAGUAAUAAAUGCAGCAAGACUCUCGCCUCUGUCACUCUGGGUCCUAUGCCCUUCCUAAUGUAGCCCAAGGUGAGAUGGGCAUUUUUGGCUGCUCUUUGGCUCUGUUGACUCCUGUUGAGCUACUCUUAGGACUCUUUGUUUUUAAUAGAUGGAUGGCUAUAUAACUUUGCCACCUCUACUUUGUACUCAUUCAAUUAAUGUUAAUGUUUUGAACCCAAGUAUAAAACUUCAUAUUUAUCCCCUUACACUUCAUCUUAUUUAUUUUGUCCCAGUGAUCUCAUAGCUAAGAUAUUUUCAAUUCUUAUUGUGUUACCUUGUGUGAACUCUCCCAGUAUAUGGGCCAUAUUUAUUAUGGGGAGAGUUAAUUGGGCAGCUCGCCAUAAUAUUGGGGUAAGAAAGGAGAUUAACAGCCUCUUUUCCACAAACAAAUCAGGUUUUAUUAAUGGGAAAAAAAUCUACUACACAGGUGAAGUUAACAGAGCCAGGGACAAUGAGAAAGGGGAUAGAGAAAGGGAAAGAUAAGACCCACUUCCCAGAUGAUUAGAAUCUAAAUCUCUAGGACAAAAAGGCCUCAGGCACCCCGAAUGAGCCCGGCUUGGACAAAAACCGACUCAAACCUUAAACUUGCCUCCAGCUCAGCUAGCCCAAAGAUCUAGCCUCACUUCAACAACACAAACACCACCACCCGGAAUCCACAGUUCCAAGGAGAAUCAGCUGCACAGUGUCCUCCGGCUCAGUCCACCACACGAACGUCUCUCCUGUGUCAAAAAGCAAGCCCUCUCCUCCUGGCCUUCCUCCUGAAACCUCCCAAGAAACCAGAAACAGGGCCAUCCACACACACAGCCCCAAGCUAAUUGGCUGGCAACUUUGACAAGUCCCACGAGCAAACAUCACUUCCUGACACUGAAGCUGCAUGGCUUUCAAGAUUACAUCUUUUCAGUUUGACCAUAAUGAAGCAAAGAUGUGGUCAUGGAAACCCUAAAUCACAAUUAAUUCCUUAUACCAGGUUUGUGUCAUCUGAAAAUUUGAUGUGAUAGGUAUUCCCUCUCUGGCUUGAUCCAAACCAUCAAUAGUAAUGUUAAACAGUAUAAGUCCAAGCACAGAUCUCUUGGACAUUCCACUGGAGAUUUCCUUCUAUGCUGAUUUUGAACCAUCGACAGAAAAUUGAAUCAUAAUUCAACACUGGAGAUACAAGGUGUCAGAUUUUCUCCCUGGCUACAAUUGUAUGUUGCUUUUAGGGAGAAAAAGGAACAGGCAUUAUGUCCCUCUUUCUGGUGGUACACAGCUGACACUAUUAUAGGUGCUAUGGGAGAUUAAGUAAAAUAUGGUCCCCAAUUUCUUGCAGUUUGCAGUCAGGGUCUGGGGGUAAGGGUGGAAGAACAUGACACAUAAAUAACUAAUACAAAAUGAUACAUGAUAAAUAUAGUUUUUGUUGUCCCAAGUAGGGAAGAAUCAUUACUUAAUUUUUAGAGUUUUUUUUAACAAGCACUUAUUAAGCACCCAAUAUGUUCCAGGCACUGUGCUAAGCACUUUAUAAUAUUAUCUCAUUUUAUCUUCACACCAAUCCUGGGAGAUAAGUGUUAUUAUUAUCCCUAUUUUGUAGAUGAAGACUCUGAGGCAGACAAGUUAAGUGACUUGCCUAGGAUCAUACAGUGAGGUCAGAUUUGAAUUCAGGUCUUCCUAACUCAAAGUCCAGGGCUCUAGCUACUUCACUACCUGGCUGUCUCUCACAUAGUGAGAGCAUCAGAGAAAGAUUCAUGGAGAUUAUAUGUGCUGAGCCCUAAAGUAUAGGGAGAAUUUCAACAGAUAAAAAUAGCAGUGGGAAGGUCAUUACAGAUUUAGUAAGCACCUUCAACAAAGGUAGUAUGGACAGUGAUGGAGGGCUAGUCAAGAAUCUGAUUUGGCCAGAUCAUAGGUUGUACAUAAGAGGUGACUGUAGUAUAGGGGUCUGCACUAGAAGAUCACAUAUCACCAAGUGGUGAGUUAUUUUCUCCUUUUAGGAUCCAUAUUCCAUGCUGAUGUUCUGUAGAAUCCCACCUGCUUGACAGAAGUUCUAUACAAAUGGUACUUAUAUUCACAACUUUAGAUCAAUGACUAACUGAUCUGAUACCCUGAGUCAUUUUAUCUUAGGUACUUCUAAUCACAGUACGAUCACCCAGGUUUAAAAACAACAAAAUUUCCCAAGUAGUUUAGAACUCCAUUCCCUUUUUGCACGUGCUGCUGAAAAAUGGCAACCCUUUACUGCCUGAAAUUCUUUGGGUUCUAUAAAAUUAAUAGAAUUCCAUUGGACAGAAGCAGACCAUCUCUUCCUUGUUUGCAGUAGGGAUCUGAAAGUACCCACUGUGUAGAUAUGUCCCUUGGAAUGACCAUUUGGACCAAGGCAUAGUUUGAUACUCCAAACAUACUUUAAAAUCGAGGAAAAAAUUAAGAAAUGUUGUUUUAAAAGUUCAGGAAACAGCUAAUAGAUUAGAGUGUAGAGUACAUAAGGGGGAGUUAAUUGGAGAUAAGAUUGGAAAGCAAAGGUGGGAGCCAGUGUGCAGAAAGCUUAAAUGCCAGGCUGAGGAGUUUGGGUCAUAAGUGAGAAGACUUUGGGAGCCAUCUAAGACCCAUUUUGUUCUGACACAUUAAAAACACCUGCCUACCCCCGUGGUGGCUUACUCCAGCAGUUAAACAAGAGCAUCUAGUGAUGAAAGAAGCAAAUGAGGGCAUCUUUGUUUUAUGUUUGGGGCAGGAUUUGGGGGGAUAAGUAUGUGAUUUCAUGGUUCAAGUGUUAUGCAAUGGGGAACCUCCCACAGUAUUAUCCAUUACAUUGAAAGAGUCCUGGAUUUGGAAUUAGAUGGCCCUGGCUUUAAGACUUGGAUCUGAUUUCUACUAACUGGGCCACUUGGCUUUUCUGGGUAGGGUCUUGGACUAAAUUAACUCUAAAGUCACUUUAAGUUCUGCACGUACAUACCUGAUAGGUAUGCCUAAUGUUUGUAGUUUGCUGGGGGUUUUUUCAUAGAAAGGGAGGAUGUGUCAUUUUAUCAUAGUGAUUUGGAGCCAUCCUUACUGUGGCCAGGCCUAUAUACAUUAUGAAGAAGGAAGCAGGUUUAAGGGAGCAGCUAGGAUUUCCUGGGCAUAGUGCCAGUGCUGCAGUAGGGUUGGGCUUUCUCAGGGGAAGUGCCAAUCCUAUAGGGCAGUUAGAUUAUAAACCACUGGUACUUAAGAGGAUUCUGGUGGCCAGCAGCUCCCCUUCCUCAUAGACAGCCAGAGCAUAAAGGUUUCUUUGUUUCAUGCUCAACUAAAGGUUUUGCACAGGUAAUGUAUCUGGUAAACCCUGGCCCCAGACACAUUAAACCUCCUAAGAUCAUAUUGCCUCAGUAUGCCUGAGGCAUCCAAAGCAGCCAUUUGGUGAGCAUCACAUCCAUGAGGGAAAGGGAGACAAAAUGAGACCACCAACUGAAUGAGAUUUGGGUCAGCGGAAAUAAGAACCAUCACUGGGAAUAUUAAUAUGUAUCCUCUGUAUUCAAUAACUGUAUCCUUAUUCUAAGUAAAUUUAUUCUUUUAGAUUCCUUGCUUGCGCAUUGUAUUCAACGCAAGUUUUGUUACAUUUUAGUAUUGUUUCAUUUACAUCAUUUAAGUUAUACUUUAUAUUAUUCUUUUAGCUCUUCUUUCUUCACUGUUACUUAAUACAAGCUUUUCUGUUUUUCUCUGAAUUCAUAUUUAUCAUUACAUUCUUAUAACCCUGUUUGUUCAGUCAUUUCCCAAUUAUUGAACCCAUUUCCUCCCAUAUUUUUGCUAUUGCAUAUAAUCCUGCACAAACUAUUUUGGCAACUCUGUGUUCCCUUAGGUGUUUUCUGCAUUUGCUUAUGGGCUGCUGUACAUCAGUUGCAUCUUCUACAUUUUCAGCAAAUCUGUUGGUUAAAAUAAAAGCUAUCCCUGUAUCCAGUACUUUCUGUUACCUUGAGUGCUUUAAUAUGAACUAAGGAAUUUUGAUACAAAUGAUUUUCAGAAAUUUCCCAGAGUGAACUCUGGGCUUUGAUUUAAUGACCUGCAAACUGAGACUGAUAUUUUAUGUUGACUCCUGAGAUCAGAAAUAGUUUGUAAGAAUCCAGAGUUUGAGUGACCCCAAAUCUUUCCACCUCUCUGCAGGAAGCUGGAGUUUAGGAGCAUUAUCCAUGAACCCCAACUCUGAUCCCAGAUGCUUCUGCUACAAAGUAGCCAUUAAUGAGCCUGGGGCAGAGAGGAUAGCUUCCCCCCAGUAACCACCUCUCCAGAGAAUUCUCAGAAUCUCAGAGGAAGAAGGGUACAAAAGACAGUGGAAAACAGCAAAAAAUGCUGCUGAUGUUUACUGUGGUAAAUUUCUGGACAUGGCCUAUGUGAAACUUAAGCAUAACAGGGUCCAUAGCUCCUGUACAAGCACUCAGUGUUACUAUUCGCAUAAGGUUCAGGAUGAAGCUGUUAUUUCACUCCAGAGACAAUGCAGAAACCCAAAAGACUUAAGAGGAGACUAUAAACAAAUGUAGAAAAUGCAUAAAGGAACUUGAAAUUGCCUAGAAGCAAUGCACAGCUUUCUUCUCUCACUGUUGAGCUCUGCUUUUCUACCAGGGUCCUGAAGUCCUGACACAGCACAUCUGGGCCAUGGAUUCCAUUCCUCUUGGAAGGCAACCGAACUUAUGGUUGCUACUCAACAUUGUUUGGAAUUCCUUGACUCCCCACAAUUCUCUCUAAGACUUGCAGUGCCAAAUUGUGAUUUGCACUCCCCUUAGGAGGGAAUACACACUUCAAGGUUCCUGACCAGGUAAUGCCCAUCCUUUCAGACAAACACUGUAUUGGAAUAACUCUUGGUUCUUUUCAUUUCACUCAGAAUUUCAGUUGGAAAAGGAGGAAGGCCAAGCAGGUUUGUUGAUUCCCUUUUAGGCCCUCACAAAAGGCAUCUCCUCCCUACAGAAUCCUUUUUCCCAAGACUUAUAACCAACUCACUUAUCUUGGGGACAAACUAAUCAUUAAAACAUUCCCUAGGAUAGUCAUCUCCAAGAGGAAGAAAAUAUUAGUUUCUAUUUCUGUUCAUUUAAGCACAUAACUUUUGGAUGGACACUGGUACCCUAACUCAGUGUGUAUGUCAGUAUGGUUUUCUAAGGGAAAAAUGAGAGUAACAGAUUCCAGGGGCAUUCACAGUGGCACUUUCAACCAUUCAUUUGCUUUCAGUAUAUUAUUGUAUUAUGAUUUAUGUGUUCCUGGGCAAGUGGAUUUCUAGAUCAUAUUAUAGUCUUAAUUAAAUGAACAUUCACAAAAUUUACAAGUGCUUUCAAAGGAUUCCUGCAAAAAAUCCUCAGAUUGAAGAUAACACUCAUGAUGUGAUUUAAAAAAACAAACUAAAGGAAAAUUGGCAGAGCCAACUCCUCCUACUCCUAGCCUAGCUCUUGUUGUUAUUGUUGUUUUUGUGGGGCAAUGGGGGUUAAGUGACUUGCCCAGGGUCACAUAGCUAGUAAGUGUCAAGUGUCUGGGGCUGGAUUUGAACUCAGGUACUCCUGAAUCCAGGGCCAGUGCUUUAUCCACUGCGCCACCUGGCUUCCCCCCUAGCCUAGCUCUUUCUGCCAUGUUACAAUUUAAAAACAACAAUGAGCUAAUCAGAUGCUACAUGCUGGGCAAAAAUAUUGCCACAUUAUUUGAAAUAAGGAUUUACGUCCCCUAUAAUUAAUGGUGAACCUUGCCCUAUGUGAUAAGAGCCUGCAUUACCUUCUAAAGUUCUGACACAUAGGCAAGGCUAGCUUUUUUUAGGGCCUUGCCCCACUCAGAAGAGGCAAAAUUUUCAUUUAAAGGUAUUGAAACUAUACUGAGGACUUAAUUGGCCCAUGAACCAGGGCAGUGGCCUCAAUUUCAAAGCCAGGACAGGAGGAAUCGAGCUUCUGCUUUGGGCUUUGGACCAGUAUGGCCAAUCCAGAGACAGGUGAGGUACACCCAGCUGAAUCAAUGCCAGACAGGUAGUACAGAGGGCUGGGCCUGGAGUUGGGAAGACCGUAGCCCAAACCUAGCAUCAGUUGCCAGUUGUGUGACCUUGGGCAAGUCAGUUAACCUCUGCUUCAUUUUUCCUCUAUGAUAAAAUGAGGAUAAUAAUAGCACUUGCCCUCUGGGGUUGUUGUGAAGAUCAA
Messenger RNA from Dromiciops gliroides (monito del monte), 9225 nucleotides. Its product is annotated as zinc finger protein 883-like. The transcript is spliced from 6 exons. Bases 274 to 2040 code for a protein of 588 amino acids. The record is from RefSeq and is a predicted model, not a curated record. Lineage: Eukaryota; Metazoa; Chordata; Mammalia; Microbiotheria; Microbiotheriidae. Gene Ontology annotation, biological process: regulation of immune system process; negative regulation of transcription by RNA polymerase II; regulation of cytokine production.